Molossus molossus (Pallas's mastiff bat) is the source of this 2973-nucleotide messenger RNA. It is a transcript of the gene EPHA1, whose product is annotated as EPH receptor A1. The record is from RefSeq and is a predicted model, not a curated record. Lineage: Eukaryota; Metazoa; Chordata; Mammalia; Chiroptera; Molossidae. Gene Ontology annotation, molecular function: ATP binding; transmembrane-ephrin receptor activity; protein binding. Bases 36 to 2957 code for a protein of 973 amino acids. The transcript has 18 exons. Gene Ontology annotation, biological process: cell surface receptor protein tyrosine kinase signaling pathway; axon guidance; protein phosphorylation. Gene Ontology annotation, cellular component: neuron projection; plasma membrane.
CGUCCGGGCCACUGUCCCAGGUCCGGCCGCGCGCCAUGGAGUGGCGCUGGCCCCUGGGGCUCGGGCUGCUGCUGCUGCUGUUCUGCACCCCGCUGCCCCCAGGGGCUCGCGCCAAGGAAGUCACUCUGAUGGACACCAGCACCGCACAGGGAGAGCUGGGCUGGCUGCUGGAUCCCGAGGAUGGGUGGAGUGGGGUGCAGCAGAUGCUGAAUGGAACACCGCUGUACAUGUACCAGGACUGCCCGGUGCAAGGAGGCGGGGACACCGACCACUGGCUUCGUUCCAAUUGGAUCUACCGCGGGGAGGAGGCUUCGCGCGUCCACGUGGAGCUGCGGUUCACCGUGCGCGACUGUAAGAGUUUCCCCGGGGGAGCCGGGCCUCUGGGCUGCAAGGAGACCUUCAACCUUCUGUACAUGGAGAGUGACCAGGACGUGGGCGUUCAGCUCCGACGGCCCAUGUUCCAGAAGGUCACCACGGUGGCUGCCGACCAGAGCUUCACCACUCGAGACCUGGUGUCGGGCGAGGUGAAAAUGAACGUGGAGCACUGCUUACUGGGCCGCCUGACCCGCCGCGGCCUCUACCUCGCUUUCCACAACCCGGGGGCCUGUGUGGCGCUGGUGGCCGUGAGGGUGUUCUACCUGCGCUGUCCCCAGGCUGUGCAAGGCCUGGCCCAGUUCCCGAACACCCUCCCCGGACCCACGGGGCUGGUGGAAGUGACGGGAACCUGCUUGCCCCAUGCCCAGGCCAGCCCCGGCCCCUCGGGAGCACCCCGCAUGCACUGCAGCCCCGAAGGCGAGUGGCUGGUGCCGGUGGGGAGCUGCCACUGCGAGCCUGGCUAUGAGGAAGGCGAAGAGGGGUGCCUUGCCUGCCCAACCGGCUCCUACCGGGCCGACGUGGACUCACCCCAUUGUCUCGAGUGCCCCCAACACAGCACGGCGGAGCCUGAGGGGGCCACCCUCUGCACCUGUGAGAGCGGCCACUACCGAGCCCCCGGGGAGGGCCCGCAGGCACCGUGCACGCGUCCCCCUUCCAUCCCUCAAAACCUGAGCUUCUCUGUUUCGGGGACUCAGCUCUCCCUGCAUUGGGCACCCCCAGCAGAUAUGGGGGGGCGCCAGGAUGUGAGCUACAGCGUGGGGUGUUCUCUGUGUCACGGAGCAGCGCAAGGCGAAGGCCUCUGCCAGCCCUGUGGGGGGAGUGUGCACUUCUCCCCUGGGGCCAGUGGGCUCACCAGGCCUGCUGUGCGCAUCGAUGGCCUUGAACCCUACACCAACUACACCUUUCACGUCGAAGCCCACAAUGGGGUGUCGGGGCUGGGCAGCUCCAUGCCCGCCAGCGCCUUGCUCAGCAUCGGCAUGGGGCACGCAGAGUCUCUGCCAGGCCUGUCGCUGAGGCUGGUGAAGAAGGAGCCCAGGCAGCUGGAGCUGACCUGGGACGGGUCCCGGCCCCGCAGCCCCGGUGGGAACCUGACCUAUGAGCUACACGUGCUGAACCAGGAUGAAGAAUGGCACCAGAUGGUGCUAGAACCCAGGGUCCUGCUGACCGAACUGCAGCCAGACACCACGUACACCGUCAGGGUCCGGAUGUUGACCCCGCUGGGCCCUGGCCCUUUCUCCCCUGACCAUGAGUUUCGGACUAGCCCACCAGUUUCCAGGGGCCUGACUGGAGGCGAGAUUGUGGCCAUCGUCUUUGGGCUGCUGCUGGGCGUGGGGCUGCUGCUCGGGACCCUGGUCUUCCGUUCCAGGAGACGUCAGCGGCGGCGGCGGCAACAGAGGCAGCUUGAACGUGUCCAUGACGGAGAGGACAAGCUGUGGCUGAAGCCUUACGUGGACCUCCAGGCCUAUGAGGACCCUGCCCAGGGAGCCCUGGAUUUCACCCAGGAGCUCGAUCCAGCCUGGCUGGCGGUGGACACUGUCAUAGGGGAAGGAGAGUUUGGGGAAGUGUAUCAAGGGACCCUGAGAAUCCCCAGCCAGGACUGCAAGACUGUGGCCAUUAAGACCUUGAAGGACACGUCUCCCGAUGGCCAGUGGUGGAACUUCCUUCGAGAGGCGACGAUCAUGGGCCAGUUUAACCACCCGCACAUUCUGCACCUGGAAGGCGUUGUCACAAAGAGAAAACCCAUCAUGAUCAUCACGGAAUUUAUGGAGAACGGAGCCCUGGAUGCCUUCCUGAGGGAGCAGGAGGACCAGCUGGUCCCUGGGCAGCUGGUGGCCAUGCUGCUGGGCAUUGCAUCUGGUAUGACCUACCUCAGUGACCAAAAUUAUGUCCACCGGGACCUGGCCGCCAGGAACAUCUUAGUGAGUCAGAAUCUGUGCUGCAAGGUGUCUGACUUUGGCCUUACCCGUCUCCUGGACAACUUCAAUGGUACCUACGAAACCCAGGGAGGCAAGAUCCCCAUCCGCUGGACAGCACCCGAAGCCAUCGCCCAUCGGAUCUUCACCACGGCCAGUGACGUGUGGAGCUUUGGGAUUGUGAUGUGGGAGGUGCUGAGCUUCGGGGACAAGCCCUAUGGGGAGAUGAGCAAUCAGGAGGUAAUGAAGAGCAUUGAGGAUGGGUACCGGCUGCCCCCUCCCGUGGACUGCCCUGCUGCUCUCUACGAACUAAUGAAGAACUGCUGGACCUACAACUAUGGCCACCGGCCCCCCUUCCACCAGCUGAAGACACAGCUGGAGCAGUUGCUGAACACCCCGCACAUCCUGCGGACCAUGGCCAACUUUGAUCCCAAGGUCACCCUUCGCCUGCCCAGCUUGAGUGGCUCCGACGGGAUCCCCUACCGAAGCGUCCCCGAGUGGCUGGAGUCCAUUCGCAUGAAACGCUACAUUCUGCACUUCCGCUCAGCCGGGCUGGACACCAUGGAGUGCGUGCUGGACCUGACAGUCGAGGAUCUGGUGCAGAUGGGGAUCACGCUGCCGGGACACCAGAAACGCAUUCUUUGCAGUAUUCAGGGGUUCAAGGACUGAGCCCUCCCCUCCCCAA